Gaeumannomyces tritici R3-111a-1 is the source of this 2101-nucleotide messenger RNA. RefSeq lists its product as hypothetical. Lineage: Eukaryota; Fungi; Ascomycota; Sordariomycetes; Magnaporthales; Magnaporthaceae. Gene Ontology annotation, molecular function: protein binding. The record is from RefSeq and is a predicted model, not a curated record. The transcript has 2 exons. Bases 124 to 1992 code for a protein of 622 amino acids.
AGUUUACAGCCUGCCAUCAAUCGAAUUGAAUGAAAGUCGACCAUCUUCGCCUCAAGUGUUGUCUUCCCUCUUUGGGUAGCAUUCAUUAAAAGCGUCUAACAUGCCCGGGCCACCAGCGCCAUAAUGAGACUCUGCAGAAUUGCUUGUGUGAGGAGAACAUAUCUAUCGAUCCUCGGCAACUCCUCUCACAUCUGUGAUCCAAGGCCUCCUCCCCCCGCCUUGCGCUCGCAGCCAUGUAGGACCUCAGCUACGGCCGUACAGCGGCUAUAUGACCCCCGGCAAGCGCGCAACGAUGGGGUGGAUAUGGAGCCGGCGCCCGGAGGGCCAACGUCCCUCGAAUGGAUAGUGCAGAAGCACAUGCAGUAUCUCGGCGACGAUCCUUUCAAGAUAGCGAGACAUGUCCAGGCCGCCAUCGCAAGAGGCCGCUUCGAAGAGGCUUUGCUGCUCACCCGCAAAGCAAGCAAAGUUAGCCAACUCACCGUCAGCUGGAAUCAUCUAAUCGAGCACCUCCUGACCACGCAGCGUCUUCACGCGGCGCUCAAACUAUACAACGAGAUGAAGAAGCGAGCCCAGCUUCCGAAUGCGCAGACCUACACCAUAAUAUUCAGUGGAUGUGCCAUUUCUGAGCAUCCCAAGCUCGCCGUGGCUGAGGCGCUGAGGAUAUACAGCACCAUGCUGAACAGCGACAGACUUAAGCCAAAUGUGGCGCAUCUAAAUGCUGUGCUCAAGGUGUGCUCCCGGGCCGGCGACCUCGAGUCCCUCUUCACGCUGCUUCAAGGAGCCACGGGCACGCGCAGCCCCAACGCCCUGACAUAUACGACGAUCCUCAACGCGCUGCGCGUCAAGGAGCUGCCACUGAAACCCUCGGCCGAGAUGGCCGACUUUGACGCCGCCGAUCGUCUCGAAACCCACCACGCCAAGGUCGACGUCUCGAUCCAACGAGGCAAGCGUGUCUGGGACGAGAUUAUGGACCAAUGGCGCCACGGAAAAGUCGUGGUUGAUGAGGCGCUGGUGUGUGCGAUGGGCCGGCUGCUCCUUUCUGGAGAUAAGUCAACCCAGGAAGAGGUCCUCUCGCUCGUCGAGCAGACUAUGGGCAUUCCUCGCCUCGAAUCCAGAUCGAACUCUGCCAAGGCGCGAAGGGGGCGGCGCGACGGCAUCUAUCCACCGGCAGAGCCAAAGCCGGAGCCACCGUCUGCAGAGGGUUAUGCGAAGCCGGGAAACAACUCUCUCUCCAUGAUCAUGCAUUGCCUGGGCGCGACCAGGAAAACAGCGCUGGCUCCCCGCUACUGGGACAUGCUUGUGGACCGGCUUGAGGUAAAGCCUGAUAGCGACAACUGGUUCCGGCUUUUGAUGACACUUCACAACGGCAAGGCCAGCACCAAGGCGAGCAAGUACUUGACACAAAUUCCGGCGCAUGCGAUGUGGGUAUCGACCCCGAGGCUCGUGAUGCGAACGUGCGUUGCGGAUAGCCUCAACGUGCAUGCGUUCGAGAAUGCCGAGAGGGUUUUGGACGUUGCAAUCCAAACGUGGCAUGGCAAGCCGGACAUGGCGACGAUGAACGCUUACCUGGAGGUGGCAACGGCAACCCACCAUCGGUUCAGACGUGUCAAAGGGGAGGAGGUCACCAAGGAGGCCGCGGCGGUACUGGGCAACCAGCUCGUCCGGGCGCUGGACAGGUUGUGGGAGCCCAUGAGACUGGCGACGGGGGGCUUUGCGCCGUUGAAGGCCGACACCGACGGUGCUUCUGCUGUGGAGCCCUUGUCGAAAGAGGUGCUUGCGGUUGCUUCGGUGGCUCGCCGGAUGACGGCGGUGGCCAACAAGGUUCUGCGAGACAAGAUGACGACACCAGCCGCGUGCCUAAUCCUCCGGGAGCGGAACGAGGAGGUGAGCAGGUAUAUCACCUCCAUUUUCGACCAGGGAGGACAGCAACAACAGCCAAAAUGGACUCAGCCUGGGAGAGGGGCGCGAGAAUGGCUGAGAUUACGCAGAUAGCCGAUGUGCUCUGCAUUCAUGCCCAUUUGCGUUACGAGGCGAUGUAAGAUAUUUAUAAGUGUUGUCGGUAGAUAUCUGGUAGAUACCUCCUGGUCUAAUCUACCUUCGC